UAAAAGUUUUAUUUUCAGUCAGGCACCAUAUGGUCAGCUGCUCCGCCAAACAGAAACAUUUGGGGUCCUUUCUCAUUUCACGUGUGCGUCUGCUACUCUGCAUCGUGAGAAGGAACCAUGCCGAAGUCAAAGAGGGACAAGAAAAUUUCGUUAACGAAAACAGCCAAGAAAGGACUGCAGUCGAAACAGAAAUUAAUCGAGGAGUUACGGAAAUGUGUGGACACGUACAGAAACUUGUUCAUAUUCUCUGUGGCUAAUAUGAGGAAUAACAAACUGAAAGACAUCAGGACAGCGUGGAAACACAGCAGAUUCUUCUUCGGCAAAAAUAAAGUCAUGUCGGUUGCCUUGGGUAAAGGAGAAACAGAUGAAUACAAAGAUAAUUUGCACAAGGUCACCAAGUAUCUGCGAGGAGAAGUAGGAGUACUAUUCACUAACAAAACAAAGGAAGAGGUACAAGAGUACUUCAAUCAUUUCAAAGAGAUGGAUUAUGCACGAGCAGGCAACCGUGCACUGAUGGACACGACACUGGACGAGGGACCCCUUGAUCAGUUUCCUCACUCAAUGGAGCCCCAGUUGAGGCAAUUAGGACUUCCCACUGCUCUCAAGAAAGGCGUGGUGACCCUCCUGAAGGACCAUGAAGUCUGUAAGGAUGGAGAUGUGCUCACUCCUGAGCAGGCUCGUAUUCUGAAACUCUUCAACAUUGAGAUGGCAGAAUUCAAGGUGCAGAUCAAAUGUAUGUGGAACUCAGAAACGGGCGAGUUUGAAAACGUUGUAGGUGGGGAAGAGCCUAUGGAUAAUGGAGAGGAAGAUGAUGACGAAGAGGAUGCAGAAUAAAUCAUCUGCAAGGGCAAGAGAAGCGUGUACACUUGCCUUUAACAGCAGAGGGACAUUGAUGUAAAAACCAUUCAGCCUGACUGCGAUCUCUGUCCUUUGUCUUUUUUUUUUACCCCAAAACAGAAACUACUGUCCUACAUUCACCAGUUCAGCUUCGGACUGAGUUGUUGUUCAGUAAAAACAGAUUACCAGAGUUAAAGACUUGAUGAUCUACCAUAUGUUAUCAUGUUGAUGUUUCUUGUAUUUUGCCAAAUCAAAUAAGCACAUGUCAUUUAAUGUGCUGAACCAACCGACUUGAUGUAUUUUAUCUGUAGAAAAAUACAAAAACAUUUUGUUGUGAACAAAGCAUUGUUUUCAUUUUAUUGUAACAGUUUAAUUAAGGCAGACUUCAGAAAAUGUUAUUUUUUUUUCCCUGAAAGAAUAUUUUUGUUUUUACAUUUGUACAUUAACAAUGAAGUGCUCUAAACAUAAUGCA
This is a messenger RNA of Trematomus bernacchii (emerald rockcod), 1309 nucleotides long. It is a transcript of the gene mrto4, whose product is annotated as MRT4 homolog, ribosome maturation factor. Gene Ontology annotation, biological process: rRNA processing; nuclear-transcribed mRNA catabolic process; ribosomal large subunit assembly. NCBI's taxonomy places the organism in Eukaryota, Metazoa, Chordata, Actinopteri, Perciformes, Nototheniidae. The transcript has 8 exons. The record is from RefSeq and is a predicted model, not a curated record. Gene Ontology annotation, cellular component: preribosome, large subunit precursor; nucleolus. Gene Ontology annotation, molecular function: RNA binding. The coding region runs from base 118 to 834 and encodes 238 amino acids.